This is a messenger RNA of Hibiscus syriacus, 429 nucleotides long. RefSeq lists its product as uncharacterized. The record is from RefSeq and is a predicted model, not a curated record. The transcript is spliced from 2 exons. The coding region runs from base 1 to 429 and encodes 142 amino acids. Lineage: Eukaryota; Viridiplantae; Streptophyta; Magnoliopsida; Malvales; Malvaceae.
AUGGCAUUGAACAUCGUCGAGAGCAAAGAAAGGUACAUGGCUUCGUACGCAGCGGAAGGCGUACCGACAACCAAGCAGCACCUAAAGCUCCACCAUUAUCCCUCGAUUCCGGCCCCGACCACCAUGUUGCCCUCCAAACUCUCUUCAUCUCCGGUGAACCUUAUCUUCAUACCAGAAUUAAUGACCGGCGUCGAUGAUGGUUUAUAUCUUCACCAGUUCCCCCUUAACCAGGUGAUAAGUGCUUUUGGAAUAGGAAGAGUGUUGAGAUCCAAGGAUGAAAAGUACAGGGAGGGUGAUAUUGUGUUGAGUCCUUUCUUACCUGUAGUUGAAUACUGCGUUGUGCCUUGCAGUGCCCUCGUAAGAAAGAUUGACCCCGCGGCUGGAAUUCCCUUGCCGGAGUAUCUCAAUUGUCUCGGUAACUAUUCGUAA